This is a messenger RNA of Solanum verrucosum, 1281 nucleotides long. RefSeq names its product GDSL lipase-like. The record is from RefSeq and is a predicted model, not a curated record. Bases 60 to 1166 code for a protein of 368 amino acids. NCBI's taxonomy places the organism in Eukaryota, Viridiplantae, Streptophyta, Magnoliopsida, Solanales, Solanaceae. The transcript has 5 exons. Gene Ontology annotation, molecular function: hydrolase activity, acting on ester bonds.
UCUCUUGUUUAUUUCAAGUAGCUAGAACUAUAUUGUAGUUGCAAAAAUUAGAGUUGAUAAUGAUGGGUUUAAUCAUCCUUAUUAUUUGGUUUUCUGUAAUAAUUGGCAUACCAUUUGGGUGUUUUGGCAGCUAUGAGAGAACAUUAUUAUCAGUUCAAAAACAAAAAGCCCUCUUUGUGUUUGGUGAUUCUCUCUUUGAUCCUGGGAAUAACAACUACAUCAACACUACUACUCAAUUCCAAGCUAAUUGGUCGCCUUAUGGUGAAUCAUUCUUCAACCCUCCUACUGGCAGAUUUUGUGAUGGUCGUAUCAUUCCUGAUUUUAUUGCGGAAUAUGCUGAGCUUCCACUGGUUCCAUCUUAUUUUGAGAUUGGAAAAGACCAUUUUGUCCAUGGAGUGAAUUUUGCAUCAGGUGGAGCUGGCUGUCUAGUUGAAACUUUUCGUGGCUUUGUUAUUGACCUUAAAACACAAUUGAAAUAUUUCAAAAAAGUUACCAAAGAUUUGAAGAACAAGUUUGGAAGAAAAAAGUCUAAACAACUCCUCUCCAAUGCUGUAUACAUAUUUAGUGCAGGAAAUAAUGAUUACUUCAAUUUUGACGCAACGUAUCCAAAACAUGAAUACGCAAACAUGGUAAUCGGCAAUUUGACAUCUGUUAUCAAGGGAAUACACAAGGAAGGAGGGAGAAAAUUUGUGAUCCUUAGUUUGGGUCCUUUGGGUUGUACACCAGGUUCUAGGGCUCUUAAUUUCCAACAAGGAAAUAAAAGUGGCAACUGCAUACAACAACUCACAACCCUUGCAAAAAUACACAAUUCAGCUUUGCCUAAAAUGCUAAAGCAACUAGAGCAAAAGUUACCUGGAUUUAAGUAUUCCUUAUUUGAUUUUUUCAAAGUUGCUACUGAAAGAAUUAACAAUCCUUCAAAAUAUGGCUUUAAAACAUCAAAAACAGCUUGUUGUGGGACGGGUCCAUUCAGAGGAAUCUAUAGUUGUGGAGGGAAGAGACAAGUAAAAGAGUACAAGUUAUGCAAAAAUGUAAAGGAUUACCUAUUUUUCGACUCUGGUCAUCUCACAGAAAUGGUAUACAAACAAGUUGCUGAAUUACUAUGGAAUGGCACUGUGGAUGUUAUUCAGCCUUACAACUUGAAGUCAUUUUUCCAUCUACCAGCAUAGCUUAUAAUUGAAUAAACAACAAUUCUGUAAACAUAUAUGAUGCUUGAGAUGUAGAACUUGUCAUUGUAUGAAUGUGAAAUUGGAGAAUGCUCUGAAUUCAUGCAAAUAAAUUCCC